This is a messenger RNA of Petromyzon marinus (sea lamprey), 2726 nucleotides long. RefSeq lists its product as uncharacterized. The record is from RefSeq and is a predicted model, not a curated record. Gene Ontology annotation, biological process: G protein-coupled receptor signaling pathway. NCBI's taxonomy places the organism in Eukaryota, Metazoa, Chordata, Hyperoartia, Petromyzontiformes, Petromyzontidae. Gene Ontology annotation, molecular function: G protein-coupled receptor activity. Gene Ontology annotation, cellular component: membrane.
UUGAAGUGCCCACCUGGAAAACAAACGCGGCACACGACGCUAUGCUUGGUGCAUUAGGAGGAGCGUUUAAGCAGCCAAUUAAUGUGUUCGCCACGUCAUCAUUUGUGAUCGUUUAUAUUGAAUGCUGUCAAUUUGUGCGGUCGUCGCGAUUAUAAUAAAACGGCUCUGUGUCGCUUGCUAAUUUGUGCAACCAAUUAUGGAAAUCAAUUCCAAGACAUUGCACCGUGACCACCCACGAUCCCCGAAUCCCGCAAUGGGCACCCGCGUGUUUAUUCAAUUCCUUGCGCCUCGUUUCGCAAAGCGAGAUUAAUUCAUUCAUUAUAUGAGUAGUAAAUUAACGGGACGGGUCGUUUAAUUAAGCGCGAUGCUAGGUUCAUCACUAAUUGCUCUAACGACUCACGCUGUGCGUUUAAUGGCCACCGGUGGGACUAUCGACCAUCUGAAUGGCUCGCUUUCAGAAGCUCAGCUCUCUCUCUCCCCUUAUAUAUGCACACACAGUAUAAGACGCGUUCCUCAUGAAGAGACCUGAACCGUUCAACAUCAUUGGCCUCGGUCAAUUCCACCAUUGGAUGAAGUCUUCCCCGAAGCAGCCGCCGUCUCUCACGAUCCUCCUGCGAUGUAACAAUUCACCUAACACCCCCCCCCCCCGCCAAACUCUCUCGCUCCAGCUGACUUCAUCGCUCCAUCUUCUUCUCGGACACGCUCCGUCUCGUUCCCUUCGCUGCCAAUUUGCAGCAAUGAUCACCAAGCAGCUCUUCGCGCCGCUCAACUCCGCCGGGCACGUCUUCUUGCUGCUUUUCCACGUUGCGGUCGCGACCUCGGCCACCGUUCUCAACGCCUUGGGCAUAGCGGCUCUGAUGAAAGCGCGGCUUCCACUCAAACAGAACCGUUUCGUGUACGUGCUCAGCACGUGCACGAGCGACCUUUGCUGCGGCGUGUCCUGGUUCUACGCCGGCAUCUUCGACGUCGACGACGCGUCGGGCAAACUCGACACGUGCUUCAUCCAGCCGUCGUUCGUCGGCGUCUCUUGCAUGUGCGUGCUCUUCUCCCAACUCGACCGCUACUACGCGAUCAAGUCGCCCUUCAGCUACGUGCAAAGGGUGACCUGGCGCAAGACGCUCGCCGCCGUAUCGCUGUGUUGGCUCUUGCCCGUCCUGCCCAUCGUGUUGAUCAACGUCGGGCCCAAGAGCUCAUCCACCACCUACCAAGUCAUCUCGACCCUGCUGACCAACAUGGCCAUGUUCGUGAUCAUGGGCGCCAUGAACGUAAAGCUAUGCCUGAUCGCCAGAAGCCACGCCAAGCGCGCGAGCAGACAGCCCAACGAACGAGACACGGGCGCCCGGAGCUCGUAUUCGGUCAUCAUAGUGGCCAUGGUGGACAUGGUACUGUGGAGCCCAUCGUACAUCUAUUUGGUGGUGUGCUUGCUGUUCAAUCUCUGCCCGCGUUUCCCCAACUACGGCCUCAACCCGAUCACCAUCCUCCGGACUCUCACAUCCAUCACCACGCCAGCUAUCAACAUCGCCUGCAGCAACGCGCUAAGAACGUCCAUCUCAAGUCUGCUACCGCGGUGGUGCAAAGCCAAUGCUCGGGUGGAUGUGAAUGAGAAUGGACAAUCUGCCAUCGACGUCAGCCCACCGCACGUGUGACGAGCCCACGUGACCCGAUUCCAUUGUCGUGCUCCGAGCACGUGGUGGGACGGUUUGUUUAUUGAGGUGACGUGUACAUAUGGCGUCGACUCUUGAUUAUUACGCUUGUAAUGCAAAAAUUCAUUCGCGUGUGUUGCAUGUUUUUGGUUCAGGUGACUCCUGCGAGCCACCAGGUGAACCUACGAAUAACCACGAUGUUCAACAGAAAAUGUUUAACAGACAAUGUUAAACGGGCGAUGCAAUCGUGAAUGUUACAGUAAGUCCUCGUUUAAAGCGGUAGAUGCGUUCCUUAGAGCGCUGCUUUGUACUCUUUGGUUCUUUCGGUAAAGUCAUGUAGGUAAAACAAAUAUAUAUCACGACGUUUCGAUCGCAACACAAGCGGUCGUCCUCGGGCGGAAAAAAAUAAUCCAGCAGUGGAACUGCUGAUUCAGCGAUGCUUUGCUUUAAGCGAAAAACGCGUUCGGCGAAGAUACAUUUUCCCACAAUUAAUGCAACGAUAAAGAUCGGCGAGUUGCGAUGCACGCACACACGGUGAGAUUGCGGGACAAAUAACUGAGGGUACGCCGCCACGUGACUGCGUCAUUCCGCCGAUUGCUCAGAAACUACGUGGUAGCAGGCCCGCUCUGCAUUUUAACGGGCGCGUUCUGCGUUCUGUAAAAAAAGUUAUUCCCUAAUGGCAGGACCGUCCUAUAGCGAAGGCGCGUUGUGUGAACACGCGUUAAGCGAGCACUUACCGUAUUUAGAAUUUCGACAAUGUAUCAGUGGUAUGGCGGUAGCGAUUCCCGUGCCCCCUGUGAUUUAACGACCAGUUCUAGUUUCAUCGUAGCGAAUUCGAUACAUUUUACAUCGUAGUGAUUGAGGCAUAUGAAUUAAAAGACGUCAACAUUUUCUUUACGUAUCAUUUUAUUUUUUCAAGCGCCAAUGACAUAGUGGGGGGUCAUGAAAGGGAGGGCGAGAGAGGGCAUGUAACAACAGAACGCGCGAUUGGCAUCUUGAGUCCACUACACCCUCGUGAUUAGGGAACGGACGAGAGCCACUGGGCCCACUGCCCUACCAUGGCAGGAGCAAUGACGGGGGGGG